Messenger RNA from Caenorhabditis angaria, 905 nucleotides. Lineage: Eukaryota; Metazoa; Nematoda; Chromadorea; Rhabditida; Rhabditidae. The record is from the annotation of a GenBank genome assembly.
AUGUCUAGUCAUAGUCCAAUUUUAGAAGAGAGUAAUUCAAAUCCAAGUUGUGAAACACCACUAACAAAAUGUAUACUUGAGUGAGUAAAUCAAAUCUUUAAAAAAAAAUCUAUUUUGGAAUCAUAGACCUCAUGAACCACCAGUAAUGAAAUCUCGUGAUUGGUGGAAUCGAACUUGUGAUUUUUUCGGUGCUCGAGAAGCUGCAUUUAUAAAUGAACUUCGACCAUUGAGAGUUGAUUUUAUUCGAAUGCAAGAAGCUCUUAAAAUAUUUCAUUAUGAACUUGAAAGAGACCUCGAAACACAAACAUCUUCAACAUUUUGUUAUCGUCUUGUCAAAAAUUGUAUUCUUCGUCUAAAUCGAAUUUGUGCCAAAUCAACUUUCAAUAUUCCACCAAAAGAAAAUGAAACUAUUCGAAAUGUUGCUUAUGAACUCGCUAUUUUAGCUCGAAUUAUUCAAGAAGUUGUGCAUUUUUCGAAAAAUGAGGAGGAAGCGAAUAUUUUCAAAAAAUCGGCAACAAGAACAAGUGAGGAGAAUUUGAAGAAUAAAAUUCGAACAAUUGAGAAUAUUGUGGAAAAUUUUAUAAAAUAUAUCGAUAAGAAAACUGAAAGAAGAUGGUGGUUGAGAGAUUUGAUCAGUUUUUUGCAUGUUUUAGUAAGGAUCGCGUUAUUUGUCAGUGCUGGAAUUUCAGUUGCAUAUCAUAAUAAUCAAGCUGCACCGAUUGUUACAUUAGUCAUCACUUGUAUUCAGGUUCAGUUUAUUUUUCUUUGAAUUUUAUAAUUUUUUGCGAUAACUUGUGUAAUUACAGGGAACAAUCGAAGCUCUCGAUCAAUUUUUCAUCCGAAAAAAAUUCGGAAACGAAGUUCAAAUAACCAUCAUCGGUCCCAAAACUCCAAAUCUACACUAA